AUGUCCCUCAUUCGUAGUGUGACCGGACGCCCGGGCACUGCACUAAUUCCAUUAAUCCUGGUUGCUUUUGUAGCAAUUCUGGCUGCCUGUACGCCGUCUCACGAUCAGUCCACAUUCGACACCGCGGGCCCGAUCGCCAAGCAACAGGCCGACCUGUUCAUUUUCAUUUUCUGGGUCGCCGUCGCAAUUUUCAUCCUCGUGGAGGGAGCGCUCAUUUACUCGGUAUUCCGGUACCGGUCGCGGCCCGAUGACAAGAUACCGAGGCAGGUCCACGGCAACACCCGCCUUGAAAUCACCUGGACGAUUGUUCCUGCGUUCGUCCUUUUGGCCAUCGCCGUGCCGACUGUCAAAGCGAUCUACGAUCAUGCCACGCCUCCAACGGACCGGGGCGAGCCGCUGGAGAUCGUCGCCAUAGGCCACCAGUGGUGGUUCGAGUUCCGGUAUCCCAGCCUUGAGAUCGUGACCGCCAACGAGUUGCACAUACCGACCGACCGGCCGAUUGUGGUGACGCUCCAAUCGCAAGACGUCAUCCACAGUUUCUGGAUACCCAAGCUGGCGGGCAAGCUGGACAUGGUCCCGCUUAACGACAACGUCUUCUGGUUUCUCGCUGAGCGCCCCGGCAUGUUCUACGGACAAUGCGCCGAAUUUUGCGGGGUCGCUCACGCCCACAUGCGUUUCCGUGUAUUCGCAUCGCCGGAAGAAGAGUUCGGACAAUGGGUCACGGCGAUGCGAACGCCUCCAGACGCGCCCGAGCCUGACAGCCCCGCGGCGUUGGGAAGGACCACGUUCCUCGCCAACUGCAGCAUGUGCCACUCGGUCGACUCAUAUCGGAGCGGCGGAUACGGGGACGAGAUCGCGGCGCAGGAUCUGCGCUGGGAUACGUUGGUAGAGCAGCGUGAAGAAUCGCCGAUAGUUUCCGGCCCAAACCUGACACAUCUCGCCACGCGAAACGCGUUGGCCGCGGGCGUGGUCCCGUUGACCGAAGAAAACCUACUGAAGUGGAUCCAAAACCCCGCCUCGAUCAAGCAUGGCACCCGCAUGCAAGCGAACGCUGCGGUCUAUAAAACCAGCAAUAAUCACGUCGAUCUGACCGACGAAGAGUUGGGCAACGUUGUUGCAUACCUCUUGUCGCUUGAGCCGGGCGAGGGUGGGCCGGCGGAAGCCAUCCCUCCGUCAGAGAGCGGCGAGCCUGACGCAGCGCGGGGCGAAGCGCUGUUUGCCGCCAACGGCUGUUCGGGGUGCCAUUCGUUGGGCGACGAUAUGCUGGUGGGACCCGGACUCAAAGGCGUGGCCGUACGGGCCGCUACGAGGGUGACGGGGCUUUCCGCGGACGAAUACCUGUAUCAAUCGAUUCGCGAACCUGCGGCGUUUGCUGCUGAGGGAUACACCGCCGGCGUGAUGCUCAAAUUCCCGUCGUUGACGGACGGUGACAUCGCCGACCUUAUCGAGUACUUGAAGACGCUGGAAUAG
Molecule: messenger RNA, 1470 nt
Organism: Geodia barretti
Lineage: Eukaryota; Metazoa; Porifera; Demospongiae; Tetractinellida; Geodiidae
Source: the annotation of a GenBank genome assembly